GCCGACGAGACUCCGUGCGUGGUCCACCACCCCUCCCAACCAAUCAUGCAGCCAUCUCUCUCGCCCGCUCGCUCGCUCCCGGAUCGGUCGAUGCCCGCCGGGCGAGGCGGCAGCGACGGCGAGGCAGCACGUGCAGCCACUGCGCGGCCCCCAACAUGGCCGCGCACGCCGCUUGUCCCCCGGAUCUUGCCUCCCCGACCCCUCCCCCUUCUCCAACCAAUCACCUCCUCCCGUCGUCGUGCCGCCGGAGCGCCCCGUCCUACUCCUCUCCUCUCCCCCACUUCCCUCGCCCGGCCGUCGCCAUAAUAUAUACUCGCGUGAUGCCCACACAGCGCCAUGAUUAGGUCUCGCUGCCGCGAACUCGGAGCUCCUUCCGUUAAACUAUUAUCCUCUUUCUGAAUCUGAACACAUUGCCCAUCCUUCCUGAAGCUAGCAGCGCCUGCGGCGUUCAUAUAAACCGCGUGCCCCCUGCAUACAGAUCAGCCUGUUGUUGAUUUGGCCUGGCCAGUCAGUGGCGCCGGCCAGACAGAGCUCUUCUUCUCUAUCCUACCCCUCUACGCUCCGGCUGAGCCUUGCCCGCUAGCUUCUGCGCGUGUUUGUAUGGGUUCUUGGGUGCGCACCAUCACCACGCCCUUCCGGAAAGCCUGCAACGUCUUCGUCCCGCAGAAGGACGGCAAGAAGCCGCAGGAGUCAAGCUCAUCAGCUAUGGUGCAGCACGUCGACGCCGAGAGGGCCAAGCUCCACGGGGAGGUGAUGGCGUGCGCCUACGAGGACGUGCAGGUCAUGUGGUCCAUGCUCGACCAGGCCAGGAUCCGGGACCUCAGUGGCAGCUCGUGACCGCCACCAAUCGUCCGUUCACGCAUUAUUCCUAGAGAUCCGCAUGGAUGGACAUGGAGACACGGAGUACAUAGCAAAAUAUCUUCCCCUCACCAAAAAACAUUCCGGGCCCACAUGCUUUCUUGGAGCUUGAAGAUGAUCAUCCGAGCUGUUUUUAGCUAUUUGCGAUUUGCGCAGAUCUCAUCAGUUAAGCCCUGAAACUAAGAGUCCAUUUUGUACGUAGCUAGAUUUAGCUUUCCUUUUGGAGGUUGCUGAACAGGUUGAGUCUGAAUCCCCACUGGCACUCUACUCUCUAAAAGUGCUUGAUUGGAGAGAUGUAUAUCACCACCCGUUGGGAUCCUGAUCAUUGCAUUCCUCUUGCUCUUGUUCGAUUUGAUGUGUCUAGGGUUCAAUACGUAUACUAUA
Molecule: messenger RNA, 1242 nt
Organism: Panicum hallii
Lineage: Eukaryota; Viridiplantae; Streptophyta; Magnoliopsida; Poales; Poaceae
Exons: 2
Coding region: 601-837 (78 amino acids)
Source: RefSeq, a predicted model, not a curated record